Asparagus officinalis (garden asparagus) is the source of this 1522-nucleotide messenger RNA. Its product is annotated as non-structural maintenance of chromosomes element 4 homolog A-like. Gene Ontology annotation, cellular component: nucleus; Smc5-Smc6 complex. NCBI's taxonomy places the organism in Eukaryota, Viridiplantae, Streptophyta, Magnoliopsida, Asparagales, Asparagaceae. The record is from RefSeq and is a predicted model, not a curated record. Bases 204 to 1337 code for a protein of 377 amino acids. Gene Ontology annotation, biological process: DNA repair. The transcript is spliced from 7 exons.
AAAAAAAACCUAAAAAUUAAACUAAAUGCUCAGAUUCCAGCGGCAAGCUAAAUUCCUGAAACUUUUCUGCUACGACCGCGCGCGGGAAAGGGAAAAAAAAUUUGCAAGCGUUUAUUAGGGUUUUCACUGGUUAGGGUUAGGGUUAGGGUUUUUGAAAUUCCCAAUCUCGGCUGAAUUCCCUUCUGAAUCAAUUCUAGGGUUCAAUGGUCCGAACUUUGAAGAAAGAGGCGGUGACCAGAGAAAGAAGAGGAGAGGGAGAGAACGGCAGUGGAUCAAAUCGUCAAGAGGCGCACGAUCGGAGAGCGCUUCGAUCUCAAUACUUGGCUGUUAAGAAUCUAAUCAGCGAUGAAAGGGAGGAUAUUACUAGAGUUGAUUCGGAUAAAUUCAGUUCCAUUAUUACCCAAGUUGAAAGUUUGCAUAAGUUUGUUCAAAAGCCUAGAGAACAAGUGGCAGAUGCAGAGGCUUUAUUGGACAUUGCGAAUACAUUGGUAACAUCUGUUAAGUCUCAAAGCAAUGGUGGAAUAAAUCCAUCAGAUUUUGUAACUGCACUAUUAAGGAACUUUGGACAACAAGAUGGUGGAGCAGUUGUUGAUAAUGCUCCCAACAUGGUCUCUUGGCUAGAUGUUGGGGUUGUUGCAUCAGAUAUUUUCAAAAAGGCUCCUGGAUGCUGCACAAUGGUUGGUCCUAUGAGUACUGAGAUAAAACAACGCAAGCCUGUGGUUCAGAGGAAACGGUCAAGGCCAACUACAAGCACUCGUCCUGAAGAGCUUGAUGAUGCCGAGCCGGAAUCAAAAACAGAUACUGACAAGAACAUGGCAACUAUGUUUGAUAUCUUGAGAAGGAAGAGAAGUGUAAGGCUUGAAAAUCUAGUAUUGAAUCGAACAUCUUUUGCACAGACUGUAGAGAAUAUUUUUGCUUUAUCAUUUCUGGCAAAAGAUGGUAGAGCUGAAAUUAGUAUUGAUGAUAGCGGGCAUCAUCUUGUUUCUCCGAAGAAUGCUCCUUCAGCUGCUGCAGUAUCCUCGGGGGAUGUAUCUUACCACCAUUUUGUUUUCAGAUACGAUUUUAAGGACUGGAAGUUAAUGAAGAAUACUGUUGCUCAUGGAGAAGAGCUGAUGCCACAUAGGAUCAACCGAGACACGUGCGGUAGCAGCUCACAAUCAGAUCAGGUGCAUGCGGAGUCUCAGCCUGCUUCUGUUACUCCAAUCAGGAAGCUCACUCGAAACCGUGGCUUGGUAAUACAGGAAGAAGCAAUUGUUGAGGACUCAUUAGAGAAAAGCUCUCCGUCAAGACAAGAAAAUUCUCUAAAACAGAAGGGGAAGCGCCUGUUUAGUGAUUGAUUUUAUAGUUUGAUCUUAGCUAUGUAUAUAUGUAGUGAGCUAGGUGUAUCUUUAUUUAGACGGAAAAAGGAUCUUUGUUCAACUACUGUAACUUUCUGAACUUGUUGGGUUAUUUUUGGUGUAUUAUUGCAUGAGGUUCUGUUGCAAAAAGCACCUUGAAUGAGUUGAAAAGCUACUGACCACCA